Lottia gigantea (owl limpet) is the source of this 761-nucleotide messenger RNA. RefSeq lists its product as hypothetical. Gene Ontology annotation, molecular function: ATPase inhibitor activity. Gene Ontology annotation, biological process: negative regulation of ATP-dependent activity. The transcript is spliced from 5 exons. Bases 4 to 351 code for a protein of 115 amino acids. Lineage: Eukaryota; Metazoa; Mollusca; Gastropoda; Lottiidae. The record is from RefSeq and is a predicted model, not a curated record. Gene Ontology annotation, cellular component: mitochondrion.
AAGAUGGCGACGAGUAGACUGGCAUGUUUGGCAAGGGCUCCUCUUCUUGUUCGUUUAACAGGGACAAGGUGUAUGUCAGAUGAAUUCGGAUCAGGUGCUGGCAAGGGCGGUGGAGGAGGGGGCUCCAUCAGAGAAGCUGGGGGUAGUUUUGGUAAAAUGGAGGCUGCUCAUGAAGAACAGUAUUUCAGAAAACUUCAAGCUGAACAGUUGAAGAAAAUGAAGGAACAUUUAGGAGAAGAAAUAGAACAUCAUGAAAGGUCUAUUAAGCAACAUAAGGAAUCCAUUGAGCGCCAUAAGAAAAGAAUCGGUCAAUUAAAACAUGAGGAAGACAAAGUUAGGAAGAAGGACUAGGGUUGAACUAGAUUUUAGACUUUUGACGACAUUUCCUUAAAGGACAUGUUUGAGUUGUAAAGAAAUUAUUUCUUGAUCUAGAUAUCUAGAUUUGUUAAAGGAUUUGUUUUACUGUGCACGUUAACAUAACCAAAAGCUGACAUCCCUGACAAAAGUGUCCAUAAGUUUAAUUGUUAUGUACUAUUGAGCUAUAUUUGUAUUAACAUAUCUACUACUUGAAAAAAAUCUUUACAAACCAAACUUGUCCUUGAAUUAUGAAUAACCUCUGAAUGUGUCAAGAAUUUGAAUGAAAAAGUUUCAAUGUUAUAAUUGGACCUUGUGUGACUAAUUUGGAAAAAAAACAAACAAAAGUAGUUGAAAAUUUAUUGUAUUUCUCUUAAAAUGAUUAGUAAAAUUAUUUAAUUAUGAAC